AUGACAAAUAAACGGGUUCAAAGGGACGAUUCUACAGAUUCAUCUAAAAUUGAUACAAAUAAAAAUACUGAACCCUCGACUAAGGGAGCAGGAUUUAUGGUUAGAAUAAUGGAAUUAGAACGGAACGCAAAAGAAAGUGCUGAGAAUGAGAAGCGAAGUCGGAUAGAAAAUUCUGAGCUUAAGAGUAGAGUAACGAAACUAGAACGUGACAUCGAGGAGAUUAAAUAG
Diversispora eburnea is the source of this 228-nucleotide messenger RNA. Lineage: Eukaryota; Fungi; Glomeromycota; Glomeromycetes; Diversisporales; Diversisporaceae. The record is from the annotation of a GenBank genome assembly.